CUGCCGCGCCGCUCGGAGAAGGAAAGAUGGCGUCUUCAGAGCAGSAGCGCAUCUCCGCGACCGUCAUCACCGUGUUUGUCCUCGGUGUGUCGGSCUGGCUGAACGUGGGGCAGUGCGGUGAGCAGGUGCCCCUGGUGAUGUGGACCAGCGAGGGAUGAGUAUUGAGGACUUCACCUUGUAUGGAGGAGCUUUUGGAAACAAACAGGACAGUGCUUUUCCUAAUCUUGAGGGAGCUCUGCAGUCCUCCUCCUCCUCUCUGGUGUUACCUGCUGUGUCUUGGCCUGCCUCCAAUGCUGUGAUUGGUCAUCUACAAGACCAGUUACAAGUUUCUUCUUUAUACAUGGACCCUGAGACCCUGAGCCAACUCAGACUCAAUGCCUCUUCACCUGCCUUGCUGGUGUUCAGGUURCCUUACACCAUCGGAGCUGAUCUGGUGUCUGCAAAAGAAAUUCUCAGUGGAAACGAUGAGAUGAUUGGUCAGGUGAUGAGCAUUAUGAAAACCCAGUCUGUCCCGUACACAGCCAUUUACACCGGCUUACAGCCCUCCAGGGAGGCAGUGUCUCCGUCUUUGGAACCAGUCCUGGGAGGAGGACGCUCUUUGUUGCAGUCCAGAGGUGGAUACAGGGACAGAUACAGGGAAAGGGACCGGCAGCCAAAAGUCAAGGAGAGAGCUGGGAUUUAUGCUCCAGUGGAGUUUAAGGAGGGAGAGAAAACCUGCAUCCUUCUGUGGUCCAAAAGCCUGUCAGUCAGCAUCCUUCGCAGUGGUCGCUGGGAGGACCAUGACCUGACCCCGUCUACGUUUGGUGAAGGAGUUAGCCCCAAACUUCAUGGCUCCAGCUGUGAUCAGAACAAAGCAAGGUUGGUUCUUAACUACGAGAAUGUCCUUGGCCAUCGUAACUUCAAGCUGAUCUUUGCCAUGAGCCAGCGUUACUACAAAGUGUCUGCACGGCGCUGGUUCUCUCUGGAUGCUGUUGAGCUGGAAUAUGAUGGCACCAAGGCAACGUUCAACGGCAGCAGAUAUAUUUACGCUCCUGCAGAAUACUCCUACCGCUGUGAUUCUGUCACCAACACUGGAUGGCCCCUGCUUGUCCCACGAUUUUCCAAGGACCCAGCCAAUCAGUGGAGGGUCUUCUUUAAGGACUUCCARAUACAAGGCUUUAAUGUGACUGGCAGUGACUUCUCAUAUGCGAGUGACUGCGCGAGUUUCUUCUCCCCUGGUAUCUGGAUGGGUCUGAUGACCAGUCUUCUCAUGGUUCUGGUCCUGACCUACGGCCUGCACAUGAUCAUGCAGCUCCGCACUAUGGACCGCUUCGAUGACCCCAAGGGUCCUGCCAUCUCUGUGCCCCAGACAGAGUGACACAGUUCCAGGCUGUCUCCUUCUGGGUCUACCUGUCCUCAGUCAUUCCCCUCACUUACAUGUGUAGUUUGUCAUCAUACAGUUUGGUUUGUGGUGUUGUCAGAAUGUAUUCAUCCCUGCACAAUAGUAUAAAUGUGAAUCCUGAGAAGGGAAAUGUAUUUUAUGUAGCUCUGGUUUGUUCUUUUUUUUUCCCUCUGAAGAUUUGUCAACAAAGACACAAAGAUAAAAGCAUGAUGCAGAAAAGACAACCUGUGAGGGUGUGUGUUUGUGUAAASGAUACAUACAGGGAGAAUUGUAACUUAUUUAUUAAAUGAAUUAUGAAAUGCUAUUUAUUGUUGAUGCUGCAGUCAGUGCAGUGUUUGUUUUUGAGUAACUACGUGAAAUCAUUGUUGAAUUUAGAUUAUCAACCACAUUAUUUAUAUUUCAUUGCUGUGAAAUUGCUGCUGUGACUCCAAUAAAGUAUCUAAAAAAUUUUAA
Molecule: messenger RNA, 1834 nt
Organism: Austrofundulus limnaeus
Lineage: Eukaryota; Metazoa; Chordata; Actinopteri; Cyprinodontiformes; Rivulidae
Gene: atp6ap1a
Product: ATPase H+ transporting accessory protein 1a
Cellular component (GO): proton-transporting V-type ATPase complex
Molecular function (GO): ATPase activator activity
Source: RefSeq, a predicted model, not a curated record